This is a messenger RNA of Hippocampus comes (tiger tail seahorse), 1113 nucleotides long. RefSeq names its product THAP domain-containing protein 6-like. The coding region runs from base 135 to 713 and encodes 192 amino acids. The transcript is spliced from 4 exons. NCBI's taxonomy places the organism in Eukaryota, Metazoa, Chordata, Actinopteri, Syngnathiformes, Syngnathidae. The record is from RefSeq and is a predicted model, not a curated record.
CGUAUUCGACCAUUUGCCCAGAGUUCUGACGCGCACAUUAUUUUUCCUUUGAGCUUCGUGCUUACUCUCACGCUAAGCUAGUAGGGGCAAAACUACAGGGUGUUUGGAGACGACACGGAACAACAAAAACAAGGAUGCCUGCACAUUGUGCUGCAAUCGGGUGCACACAACGCCGAACUGCCGAAUCAAGGAAACAGGGAAUAACCUUUCAUAAGUUUCCCAGAGGCGAUGAGAUGAGGCGACUGUGGGAAAAAGCUAUGAGGAGGAGGGAUUUUACUGCGAGUGAUGAAUCUGUGCUCUGCAGUCAACAUUUUAGAAGUCGUGAUUUUGACAAGACUGGGCAGAUUUGUCGGAUUAGAGCUGGUGUCAUUCCAUCAUUGUUUAACUUCCCAGAUCGUCCUCAACAAAUACCGCAUGAAGAAAAAAGGACAAGUACGAUAAGAACUACAAAAACCUCAAUCAAAGCUAAGGAGAGCCUACCAUUACCCAUCCCUCAGAAAGUCACCAAAAAGAAACCUCGGUUCAAUAUUACCCUCGAUCACAACUAUUCGUUGCCCAACUCUCCUGCUGCUCUCAAGGCCAAGUUCAAUGCGGCUGCAGCCAGAUUGUGGAGCCUGGAGAAGCAGAAGAGAAAUGCGCUGGUGCGAGAACGAAGGGCAAGGACCACUCUUAUGGCUGUACUGCACAAGUCACUGUGUGAGCCUUGUGUCUGAGCCUAUAAAAGGCCCGAUCAGUAAGAGCUACCAUCGUUGGACCCUAGAAAAAUAAUGGUGGGUUGGUGAUUCCCUCAGAUGGCACGGUUCAGGUGAUGAGAGGUGCUGCCACAGUUCUUGGGCGAAUACCAAAUGAGUUUGUGGUUACACAUUUUGUCCAAGAAGAGACACAAAGGGUAUGCUUUCACUCACGGAGCACAUCAAGGAAACAAAGUUUGUAGAGCAGUGAUUCCCAACCACUGUAGAUGAGAGGUGCCAUGAGAGACCCUCAGGUGUUCUGGAGAAAAUGAUGCAGUUUCUCUUAAUUGGUGUGGUUUAAUGUGUCUUUGUUCAUCUAUCUAUGCCAGUGACAUGUAGUGACAUGGCAGAACAAUGAAAUACUCUUCCACUCCACCCAAAA